AUGUCGACGCGACCGACCCGACGAGCCGCUGCCAAGCGCAAGCAGAUCAUAGAGUCCGAUGACGAGGACGAGAUCGCAAACUCCCCUUCCCCACCGCCCGCAGACGAAGACAGCGAGGAGGACUUCACGCCCGCGCCAGCUAAGAGCUCACGCAAGUCCGUCGGCAGGAGGAAGACUAUUCAGGCCGAAACGCCCCCAGCUUCCGAGGCGCCACCCCGUCGCCGCGGUGGACGUCCGAGGAAGAGCGCGGCCCCAAGUGUCGCACCAGAUACCACCAGUGUCGAGCCGGGCGAGUCCAGCCAGGUUGCCGAUCCAGACCAGACCACCACUUCUACAGCUUCAGCGCCGCGUAGACGAGGUCGCCCAAAGAAGAAUGUCAUCAAAGAAGAAAGUGUCGAGCCCGAGGCAAGCAUCCAACCAAGUAUUGAGCCCGCCAACGAGCCGGACGAGAACGUGGAGCCGGUUGCCGAGGAUGCCGAGCCCAACCAGACUGCCAUGGAUGUCGACGAGGAGCAGACUCCCGUCAAGAAGCCCGGGCGCAAGCGAAAGAGUGUUGCGCCGCCAGCAUCUUCGUCAAAGGAGGCCCCGAUACCCGAUAUACAACAGCCUGAAUCACCCGCUACACCUAGGCUCUCCAAGCCAUCCGCGACUCCAGACCCCGACCGGUUCCAGACGCCACUGUCAGACAUCACUAAUACUGCUGGAAAUGAUCAGCGGCGGGCCAUAGAAGACACUCUUCUGAAUACUGGCGUCAAGCCAAUCAAAGCCCUAGACACGGUUAUGGAGAAGCCCAUGGACAUCGUGUUGAAGUCGCGGACCAUGGUCAUACCUCAGGUGGAAGAUUUGACGCCCAAACCCCGCCUCGUCAUCACAUACCUCAUUCUCACUAACUUCAAGAGUUACUCUGGGCGUCAAGAGGUCGGGCCGUUCCACGCGUCUUUCUCCUCUGUCGUUGGCCCCAACGGCUCUGGAAAGUCCAACGUGAUCGACUCCUUGCUGUUCGUCUUUGGAUUCCGUGCCAGCAAGAUGCGACAAGGGAAACUGUCGGCUUUGAUUCACAAUUCCGCCGAUCAUCCGAAUCUCGACUUCUGCGAAGUAGCUGUUCACUUCCAGGAGGUCCUGGAUCAGCCCGGUGGCGGCCACGAAAUAAUUCCCGACUCUGAACUCAUUAUUUCCCGAAAAGCCUUCAGGAACAAUUCCAGCAGUUACUAUAUCAACGGCAAGACGUCCACGUAUACAGUUGUGACCACCUUAUUGCGGGACCGUGGUGUUGAUCUCGACCACAAGAGAUUCCUGAUCUUGCAGGGUGAAGUCGAGUCCAUUGCGCAAAUGAAACCGAAAGCCGCAAACGAGCACGAUGAUGGUUUGCUGGAGUAUCUUGAAGACAUCAUUGGCACAUCGAAAUACAAGACCCCGAUUGAUGAAUCCGCCACAGAAGUUGAGACGCUCAACGAGAUCUGCAUGGAGAAGAGUGGUCGUGUUCAGCAUGUCGAGAAGGAGAAGCACAGUCUCGAGGACAAGAAGAACAAGGCCCUGGCAUACCUGCGUGACGAAAACGAGCUGACAAGGAAGCAAUCUGCUCUGUAUCAAAUAUACAUCGACGAGUGCAACGACAACCUGAUUGUUACCGAGGAGGCUAUCACUCAGAUGCAGGCACAGCUUGAUGAAGAGCUGGAGAAACACCAAGGCAGCGAAGCGGUCAUCAAGGAGCUGCAGAAGAAGUAUUCCAAGGGCAACAAGCAGUACGAGGCUCAGGACAAGGAGACUCAAGCCCUGGUUAAGGAGAUGGCCAAGUUCGAGCAGGAGCGCGUCAAGUUUGACGAGAAGCGCAAAUUCUUGGCCGACAAGCGGAAGAAACUUGAGAAGACAAUCACCAGUGCCGAGAAGACCAGCGCCGAUGCAGAGGAGACGAUCGAGCAGUGCACCGAAGAUAUUGAGACCCGCGGACAGGAGAUCAUUAGCCUUGAGGAGCAGAUCAAAGAAGCGGAGUCUGAGCUCGCCGUCAUCAGGGAGGGCUUGAAAGGGAAAACACAGGCCUUCUCGGAUCAAAUCGCAGCCAAGCAAAAGUCCUUGGAGCCUUGGCAGGAGAAGAUCAACGUGAAGCAGUCCGCUAUUGCUGUGGCCGAGAGUGAGCUGAACAUCCUCAGGGAAAAGGCAAAUGCCGGUGCAGUCGCCCUCCAGGACAUGGAGAACAAGAUUACCUCCACGGAGACGCGCCGGAAAGAGAAGGAGCAGGAGCUCAAGUCCUGCCAGCAAGAAAAGAAGGAGCUCGAGGCUGAGGCCCAAGAGGUCGAGGCCGAGAUCGAGCAGCUCGCUGGACAGGAGCCCAAGAUCCGGUCCAAGGUGUCCAACUCACGGCAGAAGGCAGACGAGGCUCGAUCGAGUCUUUCCGCGACACAGACCCAGGGCAACGUCCUGACCGCGCUGAUGCGAAUGAAAGAGUCAGGUCGUAUUGAUGGCUUCCAUGGACGUCUUGGAAACCUAGGCGCAAUCGACCAGAAGUACGACGUCGCAAUUUCAACAGCCUGCGGUGCGCUCGACAAUUUUGUCACCGAUACCGUAGAAGCCGGCCAGCAAUGCAUUGAGUACCUGCGCAAGACAAACAUGGGCCGCGGAAACUUCAUCUGCCUGGACAAGCUGAGGUCUCGGGAUCUCUCUCCGAUCCAGACACCGGAGGAUGCUCCUCGUCUGUUCGAUCUCGUCCAAGCGAAGGAAGAUAAGUUCCGGGCGGCUUUUUAUCAUGCACUUCAAGACACCCUGGUCGCCACGGAUCUCGCCCAGGCAAACCGGAUCGCUUACGGUGCCAGGAGAUGGCGAGUGGUGACUCUCGACGGUGAAUUGAUCGAUAAGUCGGGUACCAUGUCUGGCGGUGGUAACUCAAAGAAGAAGGGCUUGAUGUCAUCCAAAUUGGUUGCCGACACUACCAAGGAACAGGUCUUGAAGCUCGAGGGCGAUCGGGAUGCGCUCGAGCAAAAGUUCCAAGAGUUCCUCGAGUACCAGCGAGAGUGCGAGAACCGCCUACGUGAUCUCAAGAACCGAAUUCCUCAACUUGAGACCAAGAUGCAAAAGAUCAGCCUCGAGAUCGAGAGUGCAACCAAGAACUUGGCCGAUGCGCAACGUCGCAUCAAGGAGCUUGCCAAAGAGCACCAGCCCUCCAAAUCUGACGACAGUCGCAUCACAGCUUUGGAGAAGGAGGUUAAGAGCCUUCAGAAGGAGAUUGAGAAGCUGCAUGGUGAGACCUCUACAGUCGAGGAAGAGAUCAAGGCGCUGCAAGACAAGAUCAUGCAAGUUGGUGGUGACAAGCUCCGUACUCAGAGGGCCAAGGUCGACGGUCUCAAAAAGGAGAUCGCUUCCCAGAACGAAGAAACCUCGAAAGCCGAAGUCAAGAAAGCCAAGGCGGAGAAGCAGAAGACGAAGCUCGCAAAGGAUCAUGCAAAGGCGACCAAGGAGCUCGAUGUCGCCAUUCGAGAUCUUGAGAGCCUCGAAGAAGAGAUCUCAAACCAAGGCGAAAAGGCUGAAGACUUCAAGGCCCGCGUCGAGGAAGCUCAAGAGGCCCUUGCUGUCAAGAAGCAGGAGCUGGCCGAGUUGAAGUCGGAGCUGGACGAGAAGACAGCAGAACUCAACGCCACUCGUGCCAGUGAAAUCGAGAUGAAAAACAAGCUGGAGGAAAAUCAAAAGGCCCUCGCUGAGAACCAGAGGAAGGUCCGCUACUGGGAGGACAAGCACUCCAAGCUCGUGCUUCAAGACAUUCACGACCUCGAAACCGCCAAAGCUCCCAGGUCUGCUGCAGCUGCCGCGAACGGUUCAGCUGAGAAUACCCAACAAGGCGAAGACGGAGGCCAGGAUGGUGCUGAGGCUGAAGGAGACGGGGACUCCGACGUUGAGAUGACUGAUGCCGGUGAUGACGCCGAGGGUGACGCCGAGGGCGACGCCGAAGUUGCCGAGGAAGAGGUCGACAACACCAUUGUUCGCGAUCGGAAGACCCAGAAGACCCUGCCGCGGUACAGCAAGGACGAGCUCGAAGACAUGAACAAGGAGACGCUGAAGGGCGAGAUUGCCGCCCUGGAGGAGAAGACACAGAACGUCAACGUUGACCUCGGCGUCCUUGCCGAAUACCGUCGCCGUGUUGAAGAACAUGCCGCCAGGUCUUCUGACCUCCAGACAGCCGUGAGCCAGCGUGACGCGGCCAAGAAGCGAUGCGACGAGCUUCGUCGGCUACGUCUCGAGGGCUUCAUGGAGGGCUUCAGCAUGAUCUCCCUCCGGCUCAAGGAGAUGUACCAAAUGAUCACAAUGGGUGGUAACGCCGAGCUCGAGCUUGUCGACUCCCUUGACCCCUUCUCCGAGGGUAUCCUCUUCAGCGUCAUGCCGCCCAAGAAGUCGUGGAAAAAUAUCAGCAACUUGUCCGGUGGUGAGAAGACGCUCAGCAGUCUGGCUCUCGUGUUUGCUCUGCACCACUACAAGCCGACGCCACUAUACGUGAUGGACGAGAUCGAUGCUGCGCUGGAUUUCAGAAACGUGUCCAUCGUCGCCAACUACAUCAAGGAGCGUACCAAGAACGCCCAGUUCAUUGUCAUCUCCCUCCGAAACAACAUGUUUGAGCUGGCGGCCCGGCUAGUCGGCGUGUACAAGGUCAACCACAUGACAAAGAGCGUCUCGAUCGAGAACAGGGAUUACAUCGUCGGCAGGCGGCCGCAGCCGCAGCAGGUGCAGCAGCUCGGUGGCGGCGCGACGCAGACUGUCAACUUCACGCUCAGCCAGCCUUGGAGGUGA
This is a messenger RNA of Diaporthe citri, 4770 nucleotides long. RefSeq lists its product as uncharacterized. Gene Ontology annotation, molecular function: protein binding; ATP binding. Lineage: Eukaryota; Fungi; Ascomycota; Sordariomycetes; Diaporthales; Diaporthaceae. Bases 1 to 4770 code for a protein of 1589 amino acids. Gene Ontology annotation, biological process: mitotic chromosome condensation. The record is from RefSeq and is a predicted model, not a curated record. The transcript has 3 exons. Gene Ontology annotation, cellular component: chromosome.